Cariama cristata (Red-legged seriema) is the source of this 621-nucleotide messenger RNA. RefSeq names its product REC114 meiotic recombination protein (gene REC114). The annotation marks the transcript as partial. The record is from RefSeq and is a predicted model, not a curated record. The transcript is spliced from 5 exons. NCBI's taxonomy places the organism in Eukaryota, Metazoa, Chordata, Aves, Cariamiformes, Cariamidae.
GUUCUUGAAUCAAAUGAAGAAUCAGGCCAUCUCAUCCUUACCAUUGUUGUAUCUGGCCAUUUCUUUAUUUCCCAAGGGCAAGCAGUACUGGAAGGCUUUUCAUUAAUUGAUUCCCACAAGUGGCUAAAGAUAGUAAGAAAAGCAGACUGCCUGCUGCUUCGUGCACAGUCAAAGCAGAAUGAAUGCCGCAUGUUCCGUGUUCAGUUUGGUGGAGAUUCAAAAGAACAGAUGCUGGAACACUGCUGCAAUUGCGUUCAGAAACUUGCAGAGUACGUCCCGGUUCAAGUAACGGAUGAACAAAGCCAGAAGCUCUAUCACAGUCUCCAUCAGCUGGCUCAUGGUGAAAAUGAAGUGAAGGACACUGAACAAAAUGCAUCAGUGCUACACAUACCAGAUGAGCCUCUACCAGAUUCCUGCAGAAGCUUUGGAGAAAGAAGAUCUGUAACACAGCUAGCGCAGUCUGUGCUGACAAAGAAGUCUGAGCUCACCCCUGCGUAUCAGCAUUCAGUGUGGCCUGCAACAGAGCUGGGACCCUUCAUCCGCUUAUGUCUUAUGGAUCAGAAUUUCCUGGCUUUUGUGGAAGAUGUGGAGAAGGAACUGAAAAAACUCACAGAAGGUUGA